Molecule: messenger RNA, 5163 nt
Organism: Panonychus citri (citrus red mite)
Lineage: Eukaryota; Metazoa; Arthropoda; Arachnida; Trombidiformes; Tetranychidae
Gene: Tomosyn
Product: syntaxin-binding protein 5-like
Exons: 15
Coding region: 851-4522 (1223 amino acids)
Biological process (GO): regulation of protein secretion; regulation of exocytosis
Cellular component (GO): SNARE complex; cytoplasm; plasma membrane
Molecular function (GO): syntaxin binding; myosin II binding; GTPase activator activity
Source: RefSeq, a predicted model, not a curated record
UUUGUUCUGAGAUUUUGAUGAGAAAAGUGAUUAGAUAUUUUUCUGUGUUGGUUGUUUUUUUAAUAUUUUCUCUCUCUUUUUCUCUCUCAUAUGGUUAAUGGUUUCUUCUCCCAAUUGAUCAUCACCUCUUUUUAUCAUCAAACAAUUAAAAUUGAUCCAUUGUUGUAUAAGUGUAGUAAUUUUCUCCCCCAGUGUUUCCAAUUGGAAUCAAGUAUUAAUGUGAUUAGAAAGAGAAAAAAAAAAUUUUUUCUUCUCAUUGAAUUUUGUUUGAAUCUUUCAUUGUGUCUGUGUUGAGUGUCCAACAUAAGUGACUUUCUUCUGACAGAGAGUUGGUCAUUUUUCUCCUUCUUCUAGCUUUUAAUUGUUCCACAAAAAUGGAGAAAAGAACAAAUCAAAACGAGACUAUGUUUCUCUUUUUUCUUCAUUGAUAUCAUUUGAAUGGUGUAUUUUAGUUAAUAUUAAACAUUGGAAUCAACAAUCACCACAACAACAAGGAGAGACAACAACAACAAUAACAAUAGAGAAUCACCUCAAUCUAGAUAAAUACUUAAUCAACGAAUACAACAUAAAUAUUUUCCAGAAUAUAUAUUACAUUCAGGAACCUUUGGUGUAAUCUGUUAAUCUCCAUGGUGAAUAAAAUGGUUCCUUAUUGUGAUUAGAUUCUAUGGAUUGGUUUCAAUUUUCUAUGUAAAUUCCAGUGUGGUUUUAAUCAUUUUGUGUGUAAUUUGUUUGUUUUAUAGACCAUUAUUGGAUUAAUAAUAAUAUUAUUACACCUCAACAAUCAACUUAAUCCAGUUUAUGUGUUAAAAAUCACCACCAUCACCAACAACAACAACAAUAUUAAUAAGAAAUGGAUAAGAUGAAAAGAGGAGGAUUCUUUCGGGGUAUGUUAGACAAUUGGAGAUACUCAUCAUCAUCAUUAGGAUCACAAUCAGGAUCAACUCAUCAUUCAUCUCGUGAUGACUCUAAAUCAACCUCCAAAUCUGAUUCUCCAUUAGCUGAUUAUGAGGAUAAUUUAAAAUCGGAACAUUUUCUCCUUAGUGAGAUUGUACGACAUGGUUUUCCUCAUAAUCCAACUUGCGUUGCCUUUGAUCCUAUUCAACGGCUAAUUGCCAUCGGUACUCGUAAUGGUUGUUUAAGAAUAAUUGGUCGACCAGGAGUUGAUAUAAAUGUUCAACAUAUUGGACAAUUUGCUGUUAUCCAGAUAAUUUUUCUAGUUAAUGAGGGUAAUUUGAUUACUCUUUGUGCCGAUGAUUCAAUUCACUUGUGGUCAAUUAAAACGAAAACCCCAUCGAUAGUUAAUAUUCUUAAAUUUCAAAAAGAACGGAUCACCUAUGCCCAUUUACCCUAUUCCUCGAAAUGGUUAUACGUUGGCACGGAAAGAGGAAAUGUACAUAUUGUUAACAUAGAUUCUUUUCAAUUAUCUGGUUAUGUUAUUAACUGGAAUAAAGCAAUUGAAUUAUCUCGAAAAACUCAUCCUGGAUCCGUGAUACACCUUUCCGACUGCCCAAUUGAUCCAAGUAAAUUGUUGAUCGGCUAUGAAUCUGGAACUAUUGUUCUUUGGGAUUUACGUUCAAAAUCAGCUGAUUCUCGGGUUAAUUAUACUGAACCAUUGAGAAGUAUUUCCUGGCACAAUGAGGGACGUCAAUAUCUUUGCAGUCACACUGAUGGUUCGAUAACAACUUGGAAUGUUAGAGCACCUCGACCCGUUUCGGUGACACUGCCUCAUGCCAAGCAAGUUACCAAAGAAUUGAAACCUGAACCAUGUCGACCAAUUUAUAAGGUUGAAUGGAAAACCGUUAGAGAUGCUGAUUCAUUUAUCAUUUUCUCCGGUGGAUUACCAUUUAGUUCCUUGGCGGAUGUUAAAUCCUCAACAAAUGUACCAACAGCAUCCGCAUCAACCCCACCAGUAACAACCACCUCAUCCACAGCCAAUAGUAGAGAAAAUAUUCUAAUAUCAGCAUCUUCUGGUUCAACCUCAUCUGAUUCUGGAUCUGAGUCACGAAUUAAAGUAGAAUCAAAUAAAUCAUCUGAUUCAAUGACCAGUGGUACUCAAAGUCUUACAGUUAUUCAUGGUAAGACAACUACAGUCCUUGAAAUGGAGCAUAAUAUUGUCGAUUUUAUUACUCUAUCAACGGGAACAUGUCCCGCUGAACCAAGUGAUCCCUAUGCUAUCCUAGUUCUCCUCUCAAAUGAUCUGGUCGUUGUUGACCUUACCAGUCCAGGUUACCCGUGUUUCCGUAAUCCAUAUACAAUGGAUCUUCAUGAGUCACCCAUAACCUUUUGCGCUUAUUUCGCUGAUUGCCCAACGGACCUGAUACCCGCCUUUUAUUCAGUUGGUUUUAAAACAAACCCAAAAAGACCAGGAAUCUCAGAAAAAGAAUGGCCAAUUAACGGUGGCGAAUGGGGAACAGCAACACCAAGUUACCCGGAAAUAAUAAUUACAGGGCAUGCUGAUGGAACCGUUAAAUUCUGGGAUACAUCUUCAGUUAAUUUGCACAUUCUUUAUAAAAUGAAAACUUCCAAAUUGUUCCAGAAACCCAGAAAUCGACCCAAUGAAAAUUCAUCAGCAAAUGAAUCAACCGAAUCACCUGAUGAUCCAUUUGCAAUCGAUCAGAUCAAAUUUUGUCCUGAAAGUCGUUUACUUUGUGUGGCUGGGGCAAGUUCCCAUAUUAUGAUUUUUAAAUUCAAUAAACAAGAGGCUCAUUCAGAUACACCGGUUAUUGAAGUGAUAAUGAAUUAUGAAUCGUCUAACGCUCAUGAUGAAUCUGGUGAUCCUGAAACUACUCAAGGAAUCGGUGGAUUACUCCGACCUCAAGGAUCUGGUGACGAUGGUAACUCAACUAGAAAUACAUUCUAUCCCUUACUGGUCAGGUCAGGUCAGCACAAACGAGUCCCCGGAUUUCAACCAGAAUUGGUGUGCCUUACCCCAUGGAUCGACGAUAACACUCCUCCCUUUAAAAUAACCUCUCUUGCUGUUAACUCUUCCUACUCUCUAAUCGCUUAUGGUAGUGAAAAUGGUUUAAUAAUUGUGGAUUUAAUUCAGAAAUCUUUGGUUUUAAACAUUGCCACAGCGGAUCUUUAUGCUACAGAAUUGAGAGAAACUAAUUGGUUAAGAAAGUCUGAAAAACUCCGUCUCAAGAAUCUGGUUAAUCCCUUGGUUGCUGCAUCACAAACGAUCAUGUCGGUAGCCAAAUCAUAUCGAGAUAAAAUUGAUAACUCAUUUUCCCGCUCAAGAAGUUCAAGUAUCUCAAGCUUGGAUAAUAUUUCCAAUGAACCCAUCCAGUGCCUAACAUUUGCUGAAUCGUACGCAACUAAAUCAGAAACAUCUUAUGGACCCUGUUUAUGGGUUGGUACCAAUCAAGGAUCAGCAUUAUCCGUAACAAUUACGCUUCCUGAAACAAAUGAUAAUCGUGUAUUAUGUUUACAAUCAGUCCUAGCAGUUUCCAGUGGUAACGUUUUUAGACUCAAGGGAUCAAUUUUGUGUAUAUCAUUUUUAGAUUACUCUGGAACCAUAGUGGGCCUAACAGAUUCAAAGACAGCAACACCAACCGGAUUAAGUAAAGGAGGUGGUGGUCCAGGUUCAGGGGUCGGAGGUGGUGGUUCAUCAGGUUUACCUGGUUCGGGAUCAACAACUGUAACGGGUAUUAUCAAUGCCGCUGGAAUUGAUGAGAAACGUUCUGGCUCUUUAACUAUAUCACGUUCAUCAAGUUCGGGUGCUGGUAAUUUUAAUAUAUCACGUUGUAAGGUUUCACCGACUUCCUCUUCAACCGAUAUGAAAGAUUCACAGUUCGUGGUGAUUGUUUCAGAGAAACAAGCUCGAACCAUUAGUCUACCAAGCCAAAUGUGUAUCGCCAAAGCCGAGCUGUCAGAAACUUCAUUCACAAUCAGAGCUGAUGUAAUUCAAAUGAAAUUUUCAGAAAAUGGUAACUGUAUGUGUUUGGUGACAUAUCUUGCAACCGGAAACAUUGUUGUCUACAGCCUUCCUAGUCUUAAACAAUUAAUUGAUAUAGAUUUUCCUUCAGUCAAUGUUAGAAUUGCUCGAACCAUUUCCUUUAGUACCAAUGGACAUGGAAUGUAUUUAACAUCCCCUUCGGAAAUUCAAAAGUUCACAAUAGCAUCUUCCCUGAGAGAUAUAAUUCCAGAUAUGGUUGGUAACCUUUAUGUUGUCAAAGAGAUGCCGGAACCACCAAAACAAUCAUUUUUCAAGGGACUAUUCAGUGGUGGACCAAGUAUCCUUGAUCGAGAGGAAUUAUUUGGUGAAGCUCAAUCCGGUAAAGGUUCAAAAGUAGUCGCUAAACUAAUUCCCGGUUCCCAAUCUGGUUUGGAUCAUGCAAAGCUACAAUCUGGGUCACUUGCUGCUGAAUUAGCUAAAGCAAGAAUGGGAUUGACAGAGAGAGGUGAAGCUCUCGAAAAGUUGGAAGACAAGACAGCUCGGAUGAUGGAUGAAUCUGAAGGUUUCCGAAAUUUAUCACGUCAAUUGUUGAACAAGUACGAGAACAAGAAAUGGUAUCAAUUUUAGAGAUGAAAAAUUCAUCAGUAACCUAUUUGGAAUCACCAUGAAGACGAAUGAUGGUGAAAAAGAUGAUGAUGAUGAACAUUUUUAUGACAACCGAUUCUGAGGAAUGAUAAUGAAUGGAAACUGAAAGCAAGAUGACGAUAAGAUAAUAAUAUUUAUGAUGGAACAAUUUUUUUAGAAAGAAAACAAAGAAAGGAAACAAAGAAAAAGUUCUGAUGAUAAUCAUGACACCCACACACCUACACAUCAUCAACAUUCAAACCACCACCACCACCACCUUUCACAUGAUGAUUAUGCACUUGGAUGAUUCAGUUAUUGUUCAGUUAUUCAUAUUUGAUUGGAAAUCAUAAUGAUAGUGAUGACAAAAUGAACAUGACAACAAACUUUUCCCCUGUUGAAAUCUGUUGUUAUUGGUCAACAUUUUGAUUAUCAUUAUGAUUAACUAAUUGUGAUCCCAAUCAUGCAAACAAUCAAUCAACUCUCACUCACUCACUCUCUCUCUCUCUCUCUCUCUCUAUCUUUUAAUAUCUUUGCCUGUUGUAAUGGAUUAGUUUUAAAAAAACAAAAUUGUGUCAAAUUGUUAUUAUUCAUGAUCAAAAUGAUUAGUGAUUAAAAUGGAUUGAUUAUUUGUAUUAUUAUUGUAA